Ylistrum balloti is the source of this 1467-nucleotide messenger RNA. Its product is annotated as sorting nexin-30-like. Gene Ontology annotation, molecular function: phosphatidylinositol binding. NCBI's taxonomy places the organism in Eukaryota, Metazoa, Mollusca, Bivalvia, Pectinida, Pectinidae. Bases 1 to 1467 code for a protein of 488 amino acids. The transcript is spliced from 11 exons. The record is from RefSeq and is a predicted model, not a curated record.
AUGGCCAGCUCGGAAGACAUCUUCCCCGGGAAAGAAGACGAUAACACAUCUUCUGAUGCAUCAAACGAUCAGCAUAAAUUCAAAGAUCCAUUAAUUAGCGGUCUAGAUCCAAGUGACGAGGGAGAGAUGGAGAGUCUUAGUUUAGAUGCCUCUGGAAAAUCUGACCUGAGCGUGUCGCGCAGCUCCAGUCUGAUAGCCAACUUGAGUCGGUACGAUGAUGACCUUGAUGAUGAGACUCGUGACCUCUUUGUGGUUGUAGAUGACCCAGAGAAACAUACAAGCACAAUGGAGGCCUAUGUCACAUUUAGAAUUAACACAAAGACCACCAGGAGUGAGUUUGACGACAGCGAGUACUCUGUCAGGCGAAGGUAUAAUGAUUUCCUGUGGCUACGACAACGGCUAGAGGAAAGCUACCCUACACACCUAGUACCUCCAUUGCCAGAAAAGCACAGUCUACGACGCUUAGAUAGAUUCAGCCAAGAGUUCUUACAAGUACGGCAGUCAGCUCUACAGAAAUUUCUGACUAGGAUAGCUGAUCACCCAGUGCUGUCCUUUGAUACAAACUUUCGUGUAUUCCUUACUGCCAAAGCCUGGGAAUUCCAAGCACACAAGAAGCAGGGAUCUGGUAUCCUUAGUCGUGUCUCUGACUCCAUACACAACAUCAGCGCUGCCUACAUGAUGAAAAAUCGCUCUCCAGAGUUCACAAUGAUGCAUGAAUAUGUUCAGUCCUUCUCUGAUAAGCUUGGUGUUCUCGACAGAAUAUCACAAAGAGUGUCCAAGGAACAGGGAGAAUAUUUGUUAGAGAUGAAGGACUGGGGACCAAUAUAUACUCUGUGGGCAAACUCUGAGGACAAUCUUACAACCUCACUGUUGGCAAUGUCAAAGGCUGUGGACUCCAGCUGUGAUGCUCUGAAGGAAGUGAUUGAGCGGACGGAAGCAAACUUCUCACAGCCUCUCAAAGAAUACACUCUCUAUUGUGAUGCCAUCAAGGCUGUUCUACGACGUAGAGAUGCUAUCCAGAUGGAGUAUGACAUAACAAUUGAAGAGCUGAGUAAGAAAAAGGAUGAACGAGAACAGGUGAAGAUAUCAGACCAGACCUACUCCAUCGGAGCUUUUCUUGGAAAGGAUCCCGAAGACGUGAAACAACAAAAGCAAGAUAAAUUAGAACAACAAAUUACAGAUCUCACUACGCAAAUGGAAUCAUUAAAUGAUAAAACAGCUUGUGCUGAUGCAGACCUCAGGGUGGACAUGGAGAGAUGGCACAAAAACAAACAACGUGACCUCAAGGAACUCUUCAUCAAUCUAGCAGAUAGGCAAAUAGCUUACUACGAAAGGACACUAUCCUGCUGGGAAGAGGCUAUCUGUGCAAUUCAGGAAAAGAAUUUGUUUGCUCUGAAGGAAACAUCAAACACUGAUUUAUGUGAAGAAAUUGAGACAGAUGCAGAGAAAAAGGAGGAGAUGGAUUGA